Messenger RNA from Galeopterus variegatus (Sunda flying lemur), 1973 nucleotides. RefSeq names its product exonuclease 3'-5' domain containing 1 (gene EXD1). Bases 54 to 1772 code for a protein of 572 amino acids. Gene Ontology annotation, molecular function: 3'-5' exonuclease activity; nucleic acid binding. Lineage: Eukaryota; Metazoa; Chordata; Mammalia; Dermoptera; Cynocephalidae. The transcript has 11 exons. Gene Ontology annotation, biological process: nucleobase-containing compound metabolic process. The record is from RefSeq and is a predicted model, not a curated record.
UGUUUGGAUGCUUAAAGAAGAUUAUUUGAAGACGACUUUUAGAAUCAAAUAGCAUGGAUCCCAGCAGUGACUAUCAUUUCCUCAAUCACAUUUUGUGGAGAAGGGUGAAACUCACAUUGGUUUGUGGCAUCUUCGAAGGUGUGCUUCAGCAUGUGGACUCUAACAAGAUUGUUGUCCUAAAGAAAGUGAAGAAUGUGGAGACGGGUCGAAGUGUCCCAGGAGUGAAGAUGUUUUUUGGGCAUGAGAUUGUGAAUGUGGAACUACUAGAUGAAGUGGAACAAGGUGCAGUGAGAGAAAAGGCAUCUUCUGUUAGUCUAAAUAUGGAAAGAACCAGGAUGGAUAAAAUGAAUGACAAAAGUGUAAAUGAAUGUGAGCCUGCUUCUCCUGCCCCGAAGACACCAACAACCUCUAUGCUGAAUGACUUCAAGUAUAGCCCAUCAGAGGAAGAGGAGGUGACAUACACAGUCAUUGAUCAGUUCCAGCAGAAGUUUGGUGCUGCAAUGCUCCACAUCAAGAAGCAGAGUGUCGUGAGUGUGGCAGCAGAAGGAGCCAAUGUGUGUCGUCAUGGAAAACUGUGUUGGCUUCAGGUAGCCACAAAUAGCCGAGUUUACUUGUUUGAUAUUUUCCUUCUGGGAAGUCGUGCUUUCAACAAUGGACUUCAGAUGAUAUUAGAGGACAAGAAAAUUUUGAAGGUUAUCCACGAUUGUCGUUGGCUUUCUGAUUGCCUCUCUCAUCAGUAUGGAACUUUGCUGAAUAAUGUCUUUGACACACAGGUAGCAGAUGUCCUUCAAUUUUCCAUGGAAACGGGCGGCUUUCUUCCAAACUGCAUCAGUACUUUGCAGGAGAGUUUGAUCAGGCACCUGAAAGUAACCCCUAAAUAUCUCUCCUUUCUAGAAGAGAGACAAAAGCUGAUUCAGGAAAAUCCAGAAGUGUGGUUCACACGACCUCUUUUACCCUCUUUACUGAAAAUUUUGGCCCUAGAAGCUACCUACCUGUUACCCCUUCGCUUGGUACUACUGGAUGAGAUGAUGUCUGACCUAACUACCCUGGUGGAUGGGUACCUAAAUACCUAUCGAGAAGGGUCUGCAGACAGGCUUGGAAGCACUGAGCCUACAUGUAUGGAGCUGCCAGAGGAACUGCUUCAAAUCAAGGACUUCCAGAAGCAGCGCAGAGAGAGAGCUACAAAAGAAUAUAGAAUGAAUGCACAGGGACUCCUAAUAAGGACAGCGCUACAUCCAAAGAGAUUAGUCAUGGAGACAGCAGGGAAAGAGGAAAAAGUCAGAGGUUUCUUACCUUGUAAAAAUUCUGGGGUAGAUAAAGCUCCAAGUUUUAUAUCCCAUGAAUUUCAUGAGGAUGUGAAUUUUCUGAAAGGAGAAUCUAAGAAUAAACAAACUACAACAAAAUCUCAACAUCUACCUCCCAUUAAGGAAGAAGCCAGUGAAGAUUCCAGUAACAAACUCAUUUGCCCUGAAUCAAAGGGGUCAGAGGACCAGAGAAUAACUCAAAAAGAAGACUUUAUGAUACACAAACAUGAGUUUCAGGCAAGUUUAUCUUUGAAAGAAGAGAUAGAACAGUUAUUGAUGGUGAAAAACAAGGAAGAUUUAAAACGCACAAAACAAGAUGUUUCAGUGUCUCUUUCUCUUCCUCAGGAAACAAGAGUGUCCCCAAGUGACGCCUUUCAUCCUUUAAGAAAAGCUGUGCUUUCCACACUCCCUCCCUGUCCAGCCUUGGAGAAGACUGAUUCCUGGAUAAAUCCUCUAAAUCUGCCUUAGUGAUAUGCAGUUUGUUUUUAAGGUCAUAAAGGUGGCUCAUUUCCCUUGCCAUCAGGGCCUCCCUCAGUGCCUAAGUUUCUCAUGUUGUUAGUUUAGUUAUGCCUCACUCAUGGGCUUUGGGGGCAGUUACAUCCUCAUGCUUACUCCUACAUUCCUGGUAUUUGGAUUAGGAUGGGAAUGAACAAGUUAAAUAAUGAAAGA